Messenger RNA from Lycium ferocissimum, 2540 nucleotides. RefSeq names its product zinc finger CCCH domain-containing protein ZFN-like. The record is from RefSeq and is a predicted model, not a curated record. Gene Ontology annotation, molecular function: metal ion binding; mRNA binding. The coding region runs from base 1059 to 2285 and encodes 408 amino acids. The transcript is spliced from 7 exons. NCBI's taxonomy places the organism in Eukaryota, Viridiplantae, Streptophyta, Magnoliopsida, Solanales, Solanaceae.
UUAUUUUCGUUUACCUUACUUCUUUUACCUCUCAAAAAGGUGAUAUGACGAUUAGGUUUUUGGCCGCCUCUAGUGGCGUUUCACAGCGAAUUUCUGGUCAUUUUGACCCAAAUUGAGAGGGAUUUUAUGUCCUUUCAUGUGUUCAUACGAUUACCAGUUUUAAUUUUAUUUAUUUUUUAGCUAUUUUCCAUACAGCUUUGAAUUUCUUGGCCUUAUCUGAACUCUAUUUAUGCUUUCUAUUGAGCCGAGGAUCUUUCGAAAACAGCCGUCCUAUCUUGGUUGGAGUAAGGUUUGCGUACACUCUACCCUCCCCAGACCCCACGUUGUGGGAUUUCACUGGGUUGUUGUUGUUGUUGUUAUUUUUUAGCUAUUUACACCAUUUGAGUCGUGUUUUGUGGAUGUUGCUCGGGUUUUUCCACACGUGAUGGUUUCCAUGGGCAAGACCUCGAUUCCUUAGCCAUCUUGUGCACCACACACACUUGGUGGAAAACCUAGGGUAAUUUCCAUGAAGCUUCAUCGGUUGGGUAUGAAUUUUGGGGAUUUUAUCCCAUUGGUACAAUUGCACCGUUGGAAGUGUACCAUAAUCUGAACUUUGUUGGCGAGUGUACUAUUCCAUGUAUUUAUCUAAUUUUUGUGGAUUUUAUUGAUUUUAGGGUACAAGUUUGUUAGAUUUUUGUUUGUCCUAUCUAUUUUAUUUUUUGAAAUCUUGAUAAGGUACAAUUUGGAGAAUUUUUUGGGGGGGAAUGUAAGGACAGGUGUCCUUAUUUUCGUCCUAGGGAUUCCUAUGCAAUGAAAGUUAUAAAUAGUAGGUGAAAAAAGCAAGAAAAGGGGUCUAGAUUUUACUCCCUAAAAAAAGGCUAUGUUUCAUAUACACUAGCUAGUUCAAUUGAUAAGGAUAUACAAAAAAUACAAUAUAUAGAAGAAAAAAAAAUAUAUAUAUAUAUAUAUAUAAGAAGAAAAGGUGAUUUUAAGGAUUUGAGAAGGGUUUUUGUUGCUUGGAGUUGAAUCAAUCCCCUUUUGAUCUUUAGGUUGCCCCUACAAAAGACGCUUUGUGGCAAAUGAAUUUGAGAUCAAGGGCAUCAAUGGAGUCUGGAUCUUAUCCUGUUCGUGAAGGUGAACCAGAUUGUUCCUAUUAUAUCAGAACUGGUCUCUGCAGAUUUGGAUUGACUUGCCGAUUCAACCAUCCUCCUAAUAGGAAACUGGCCCUUGCUGCAGCAAGUAUGAGAGGAGAGUAUCCAGAAAGAGUGGGACAGCUAGAAUGCCAGUACUACUUGAAGACUGGAGCUUGCAAGUUUGGAGCAACAUGCAAGUUUCACCAUCCUAGAGACAAGGCUGGGAUUGCUGGAAGAGUUACCCUAAAUGUCUUGGGCUAUCCAUUUCGCCCGAAUGAGAUUGAAUGUGCUUAUUACAUGAGAACUGCACAGUGCAAGUUUGGAAGUACUUGUAAAUUUCAUCAUCCCGAACCUUCUAACAUGAUGGCCUCUUUUCAUAAUUCUCCUGUUUAUCCUCCUCGUCCUCCUUCCACAAUUCCUGGUCAGCUGUCCUAUCCCUUGUCCAGGGCUUCUUUCAUUUCCGGUGCACGCUGGCAAGGUCCUUCAAGUUAUGCACCACUGCUACUGCCUCAGGCAAUGGUACCGGUUCCAGGAUUUGCAUACAGUUACCUUUUUCAGGGUCAGCUGGGCUCAGUUUCAUCCCCUGAGGGCCAGCAAGAUGCAGCAGGAAAUAGCCAGGUUUACGGGAGUUCACGAUCAAGUGAUAAAGCGACCAUGGUAUCCGAAGGAAUGAAUUCUUCAUAUCGUGCCAGUUCUUUACCUGAGGGGUAUUACACAGUACGGAGAGAGAAUGUUUUCCCUAAACGAGUGGGCCAGCCUGAAUGCCAGUUUUACAUGAAGACCGGAGACUGUAAGUUUGGUGCUGUUUGUAGAUUCCAUCAUCCAAGGGAAAGGCUCCUUCCUCCUGCUGAUUGUCUGUUGAGUCCUAUUGGUCUCCCUCGACGCCCCGGAGAACCGUUGUGUAUUUUCUAUUCUCAAUAUGGGAUCUGCAAAUUUGGACCGAGUUGCAAGUUUGACCACCCAAUGAGAGUUUUCACUUAUAAUAUCUCAGCUUCAUCUUCUACUGAUGAUCCUGCUGUUCAGCGUCUGUUGGGUUCAUCAUCAGGAACUGGUGCAUUGACUUUGACUACAGAAGGGAUUAUUGAAGCAGCCUGCACAGAGCCCAGGCGAUCAUCACUAUCAGAACCAACAAAGAUGCCACCUGGUGGUAAUAACAUUGACAGAGAGGAAUAAUUUUAUCCUGAACUACCAGCCAGCAUAAUCAAUUUGUAUCAUUUCAAGAUUAAUCAUCAUUUUGUACCUUUUUGAUAAUCAAUAACAGUUCCCUGUAAAUUUAUUUCCAUUGCUUGAGAUGUACAGAAUCCUUUAAAGUCAGUUUGUUCUUCUGAAAAUGCAUUUCAGUUGACGGGUUGACAUCUUUCAGCUUCACUUUGGUAAUAUGUUUAUAAGUUUGCAAACAAUCGGUCAAUUAACUGUUUAUUUAUCAUC